UCUUUUUAUCAUUUUCUUCUUUUUGUCUACACUGUUUUUCUCUGCCAUGGCAGAAAACAAUACCAUUUCAGUGAAUGUAGGAGUUAUUCUUCAAGACCUGAAUUCAGAGGUGGAAAAGAUUUGGUUAAGUUGCAUUAAAAUGGCCCUCUCAGACUUCUAUGCUUCUCAUCCUUACUACAGCACUAGAUUGGUUUUGAACACCAGAGAGUCCAAAGAAAAUGUUGUAAGUGCAGCAUCUUCAGCUCUAGAUCUGAUAAAGAAUGCAAAUGUUCAAGCAAUCCUAGGACCAGUGACAUCAAUGGAACAGACCUUUGUUAUAAGUCUUGGAGACCAAGCUGAGGUGCCCAUUAUAUCAUUCUCUGCAACAAGCCCUUCCCUUACUUCACUGCGAAGCUCCUACUUUUUUCAAUUUGCGCAAAAUGACUCGGCCCAAGUGAAAGCCUUAACUGCAGUUGUAAAAGGUUUUGGGUGGAGGCAAGUGGUGCUCAUUUACAGAGACAAUGAGUUCGGGGAAGGAGUCAUACCAUAUUUAACUGCUGCCUUGGAGGAGGUUGACGCCCGUGUACCAUACAGGAGCAUCAUUUCCGUAUCAGCCACAGAUAGCCAAAUAGUUGAAGAGCUUUACAAGCUAAUGACGAUGCAAACCAGGGUUUUCAUCGUCCACAUGACAGUUGAUCUGUCAUCCAGGCUAUUUGCCAAGGCAAAAGAGAUUGGAAUGAUGAGUGAAGGCUAUGUUUGGCUCACGACUAGUAACAUACCUAAUACUUUGAAGUCUCUGAAUUCUGCAGCAAUAAAUUCCAUGCAAGGAGUUUUAGGUGUGCAAACUUACAUUCCAACAACUGUAGAGUUUGAAAAAUUCAAGCUCCGGUGGAAACAACAAUUCCGCAGAGAUAAUCCAACCAUCAUUGGUGAGGAGUUGAAUAUCUUUGCAUUUUGGGCUUAUGAUGCUGCAUUUGCAUUGGCCAUGGCCAUUGAAGAAGUUUGGACUACAAGCUUUGGCUUCCAAAAGAGCAAUGAUUCCAUCAAUUCAUCGACAGAUAUUGAAAGUUUUGAGGUCUCUCACUAUGGUCCAAAGCUUCGCCAAGCACUGUCACUUACAAGAUUCGACGGCAUAGCUGGAAAUUUCAACCUUGUUGAUGGGCAACGGCAAUCAUCAACUUUUCAGAUAGUUAACAUAAUUGGUGAUGGUGCUAGAACUGUUGGAUUUUGGACCCUGAAAAGUGGACUCAUGAGAAAACUGGGUUCACCCUCAUCAGCUAACUCAAGCAUAGUUUCGACUUCCAUGGGCGAUCUUGGACCAAUUAUAUGGCCUGGAGAGUCAAUUUCUGUUCCCAAAGGAUGGGUAAACCCAACAAACGGCAAGAAGUUGAGAAUAGGAGUUCCUGUACAGGAAGGUUUCACUGAGUUUGUUUCUGUACUGAUAGAACCAGGCACUAACACAACAGAUGUCACAGGGUUCAGUAUUGAUGUCUUUAGGGCUGCAGUGGACCUAUUACCUUAUGCUCUUUCUUACGAGUUGAUUCCCUUUGCAAAUCCUGAUGGCACAAUGGCUGGCACUUACAAUGAUUUGUGCUAUCAAGUAUAUCUUGGGAAGUUUGAUGCUGUGGUGGGAGAUGUUACCAUUAGAGGAAGUAGAUCAUUGUAUGUAGACUUUACCAUGCCAUACACAGAAUCUGGUGUUGUGAUGGUUGUGCCAGUCAAAGACAUCAGGAGAGAAAGUGCAUGGGUUUUCUUGAAGCCUUUGACAUGGGACCUUUGGUUAACAACCUCUUGCUUCUUUUUCCUCAUUGGUUUCGUGAUUUGGGUUCUUGAACAUCGAAUUAAUGCAGAUUUUCGUGGCCCUCCUUCAUAUCAAGUUGGCACGAGCUUGUGGUUUUCUUUCUCGACCAUGGUGUUUUCACACAGGGAGAGAGUAGUUAGCAACUUGGCCAGAUUUGUGAUGAUUAUAUGGGUUUUUGUUAUGCUAAUACUGACACAAAGUUACACUGCUAGUCUUGCGUCACUAUUAACAGUAAGAAAACUCCACCCUGUUGAUGCUGAUCUAAAGCUUCAGUUAAGGAAUGGGAAUACUGUCGGCUACCAAAAGAAUACUUAUGUUUAUGAUCUUUUAAGAACAGUAGGCUUUGAUGACUCCAAACUUAAGGCAUAUGAAUCAGUUGAAGAAUGUGAUGCUCUUCUUUCGAAAGGCAGUGAAAAUGGUGGUAUUGCAGCUGCCAUUGACGAAACUCCCUUCAUGAAGAUUUUGCUUGCAAAAUAUUGUUCCAAAUAUGCUAUGGUUGGACCAAUUUUUAAAACUGAUGGAUUUGGCUUUGUCUUUCCAAAAGGUUCUCCUCUUCUUCAUGAUUUUUCACAAGCAAUCCUAAACGUGACUGAAGGCGAGGUGAUAUUGAACAUUGAGAACAAAUGGUUCAAUAAAGAAGGUUAUUGUCCAGAUAAUUCCAUCCCAGGGGUUUCUAGCAACAGGCUUGGCCUUGAAACCUUUUGGGGCCUCUUCCUCAUUGCCGGUGCGGCUUCCGUACUCGCCCUCAUCAUCUUUCUAGCUUCUUUCCUUUACAAGCAUAGGCACAUUUUGAUCAACGCUGAACCUGGAGGUUCCACACAAGGAAAAAUUAGAACUCUGUUAGAAAUUUUUAACAAAAAAGAUUUCAGUUCUCAUACACUUAAAACCACUCAACGAGCUAGAGUGGCUGACAUGGGAGACGCAGUGAAUACCAUACUAAACAACUGCUCGGAAAGUCCAUUUGGAAACAGUUCAGACAAUGGAGAUCAACAAAAUAGUACUACUACGCCAUGUAGUUCUACUGGUCAAGAGUCUGCAGAGGUGAGUCCAGCUAUUCAGGUUGAUGUAACAAAUGAUGGGGAAAUGGAAGACACUCCUGAAAGAGCUCAACAUUGCGACAAUUGUUAA
Fragaria vesca subsp. vesca is the source of this 2908-nucleotide messenger RNA. Its product is annotated as glutamate receptor 2.8-like. The record is from RefSeq and is a predicted model, not a curated record. The transcript has 5 exons. NCBI's taxonomy places the organism in Eukaryota, Viridiplantae, Streptophyta, Magnoliopsida, Rosales, Rosaceae. Gene Ontology annotation, cellular component: plasma membrane. Gene Ontology annotation, molecular function: ligand-gated monoatomic ion channel activity; signaling receptor activity. Bases 47 to 2908 code for a protein of 953 amino acids.